This is a messenger RNA of Alligator mississippiensis (American alligator), 2639 nucleotides long. It is a transcript of the gene SEC63, whose product is annotated as SEC63 homolog, protein translocation regulator. The transcript has 21 exons. Lineage: Eukaryota; Metazoa; Chordata; Crocodylia; Alligatoridae. The record is from RefSeq and is a predicted model, not a curated record. The coding region runs from base 94 to 2361 and encodes 755 amino acids. Gene Ontology annotation, biological process: post-translational protein targeting to endoplasmic reticulum membrane; SRP-dependent cotranslational protein targeting to membrane. Gene Ontology annotation, cellular component: Sec62/Sec63 complex. Gene Ontology annotation, molecular function: RNA binding; transmembrane protein transporter activity.
GCGGAGCUGCUCUCGCGGGAUCCGCGGACGCGGCCUGGGCCCGCGUGAGCCAGCGCGGUAGGCCGGGCCCCGGCGGCUCGGCUCGGCGCGGCCAUGGCGGGGCAGCAGUUCCAGUACGACGACAGCGGCAACACGUUCUUCUACUUCCUCACCAGCUUCGUGGGGCUCAUCGUCAUCCCCGCCACCUACUACCUGUGGCCGCGCGACCAGCACGCCGAGCAAAAUCGAUUGAAAAAUAUAAGAAAAGUAUAUGGAAGAUGCUUGUGGUAUCGUUUGCGAUUAUUAAAACCACAACAAAAUAUAAUUCCUACAAUAAAGAAAAUAAUCCUCUUGGCUGGAUGGGCAUUAUUUCUGUUUCUUGCAUAUAAAGUUUCCAAAACGGACAGAGAAUAUCAAGAAUACAACCCUUACGAAGUUUUACAUUUGGACCCGGGCGCGACAGUAUCUGAAAUUAGAAAACAAUAUCGUGCUCUGUCUCUGAAAUACCAUCCAGAUAAAGGAGGAGAUGAAGUUAUGUUCAUGAGGAUUGCUAAGGCUUAUGCAGCUUUAACUGACGAAGAAUCUCGAAAAAAUUGGGAAGAAUUUGGCAAUCCAGAUGGGCCACAAGCUACAAGCUUUGGUAUUGCAUUGCCAGCUUGGAUUGUCGAUCAGAAGAAUUCUAUUUUGGUUUUGCUUGUGUAUGGAUUGGCAUUUAUGGUUAUUCUUCCAGUUGUUGUGGGUUCUUGGUGGUACCGAUCAAUACGCUACAGUGGAGACCAGAUUCUCAUUCGCACAACUCAAAUCUAUACUUAUUUUGUCUAUAAAACACGAAAUAUGGAUAUGAAACGGCUUGAGAUGGUUUUGGCAGGGGCCUCUGAAUUUGACCCACAAUAUAAUAAAGAUGCUACAAGCAGGCCAACAGAUAACAUUCAGAUACCACAGCUAAUCAGAGAAAUUGGUGGCAUUAACUUAAAGAAGAAUGAACCUCCACUUACCUGUCCAUACAGCUUGAAGGCAAGAGUUCUCUUACUUGCUCAUCUUGCCCGAAUGAAAAUUCCCGAGACCCUUGAAGAAGAUCAGCAGUUUAUCCUGAAAAAGUGUCCUGCUUUACUUCAAGAAAUGAUUAACGUUAUCUGUCAGUUGAUAAUAAUGGCUCGCAGCCGUGAAGAAAGGGAGUUCCGUGCUCCAUCAUUGGGAUCUUUGGAAAACUGCAUGAAGCUUUCCCAGAUGACUGUCCAGGGUCUUCAGCAGUUCAAAUCUCCGCUUCUGCAGCUCCCACACAUUGAAGAAGACAAUCAUAGGAGAGUUUCCAAUAAUAAAAAGCACAAAAUUAAAAGUAUCCAAGACUUGGUGAGUCUGAAAGAAUCUGACCGCCACAACUUACUACAUUUCCUAGAAGAUGAGAAAUAUGAUGAAGUUAUGGCUGUCCUUGGCAGUUUUCCACAUGUCACCAUGGAUAUAAAAUCACAGGUUUUGGAUGAUGAAGACAGCAACAAUAUUACAGUAGGAUCACUAGUCACUGUUUUGGUCACUUUAACAAGACAGACAAUGGCAGAAGUGUUUGAAAAGGAACAGUCCAUCUGUGCAGCAGAAGAACAACCUACUGAGGAUGGGCAAGGAGAUGCCAACAGAGUUAAAAGCAAAGGUUGGCAACAAAAGAAUAAAGGAACCAAGAAGGCUGCAAAAUCAAAGAAAAAGAAACCUUUGAAAAAGAAACCUGCACCUCCACCUUUGCAGCAGCCAAAACAGCAGAAACAAAAGCAAGCUAAUGGGGAAGUUGUGGUAAAGGAGGAAGAUGAAGACAUUUCUGAUAAAGGGAGUGAAUCUGAUGAAGAAGAAACUAACAGAGACUCUCAGAGUGAAAAAGAGGAUGGAAGCGAUAGAGAUUCUGACAGAGAGCAAGAUGAAAAACAAAACAAAGAUGAUGAAGCUGAAUGGCAAGAAUUACAACAAAGUAUACAGCGAAAGGAGCGGGCUCUUUUGGAAACCAAAUCAAAGAUAACACAUCCUGUUUACAGCCUUUACUUUCCUGAGGAAAAACAAGAAUGGUGGUGGCUGUAUAUUGCAGACAGGAAGGAGCAGACAUUAGUAUCUAUGCCAUAUCACGUUUGUACACUAAAAGAUAGAGAAGAGGUAGAACUGAAGUUCCCUGCACCAGGCAAGCCAGGAAACUACCAGUACACAGUUUAUUUAAGAUCGGAUUCGUAUAUGGGUUUGGACCAGAUUAAACCUUUGAAGCUGGAAGUUCAUGAAGCUAAACCAGUGCCAGAAAAUCAUCCACAAUGGGAUACAGUAGUUGAAGGUGAUGAGGACCAGGAGGACAGCGAGGGCUUUGAAGACAGUUUUGAGGAGGAGGAGGAAGAGGAAGAGGAAGAUGAUUAAACAGUACUACUAAUAGACUACAAUAUUUGCACACACUGCAAACAUUUAGUCUGACUGUGGAACUGUACAAUAAACAAGAAACACAGUGCAGAAGCAUUGAGAAGGCUGAGUUUAGUUUCUCUUUACCAAUUAUGAGUGCAUUAUGUGACUUCUCAGUGAAGGUCAAACAAAUCUGUUACUAUUGGUACAACUUGGAAGAUGCUUAUUGCCCAUUACAGCCUUUAAGUGCAGGAUGGUACAUUUGUUUCAAUUGAAAAUAAAAGCUUUUUUAUUAUAAA